Molecule: messenger RNA, 2958 nt
Organism: Periophthalmus magnuspinnatus
Lineage: Eukaryota; Metazoa; Chordata; Actinopteri; Gobiiformes; Gobiidae
Gene: txnrd3
Product: thioredoxin reductase 3
Exons: 16
Coding region: 245-2047 (600 amino acids)
Biological process (GO): glutathione metabolic process; cell redox homeostasis; cellular response to oxidative stress
Cellular component (GO): cytosol; mitochondrion
Molecular function (GO): flavin adenine dinucleotide binding; glutathione-disulfide reductase (NADPH) activity; thioredoxin-disulfide reductase (NADPH) activity
Source: RefSeq, a predicted model, not a curated record
AAAUAGGAAAAGCCGUUUGGCGCGGUUAGAGUCGUGAGAGUGGAGCUGAGGACACAUCGGAGUUCAUACUUGGAUAAGUAACACCUCUUGCCGCGGGAUCGGAAGACAAAAGCCCGUUUUAACCGCUUCCAGGCCCGUGUAGACGGGACAACGUGGGUUUAAAGGCGUCUGUUGUCCUCACGCGUGUGGUUUUUCCGUCUUCUGAGCUUGUCCCGGCGCAGGCUUAGACGGAAACACUUGGAAAAUGCCUCCCAUAGAAAAUGACAGCGGUAAAUCUGAGCUCAAGACUCAGAUACAGCAACUUAUUGACUCCAAUCAAGUGAUGGUGUUCAGUAAAAGCUACUGUCCUUAUUGUAUCAAGGUGAAGGAUCUGUUCAGGGAGCUCCAGGUGGACUGCAAUGUGGUGGAGCUGGAUCUCAUUGAGGAUGGGACCAAUUAUCAGGAGAUGCUGCUUGAAAUGACUGGGCAAAGAACUGUUCCUAAUGUCUUUAUCAACAAGACUCACCUUGGUGGCUGUGACAAAACAAUGCAGGCCCACAUGGACGGCAGCUUACAGCAGCUGCUCAGUGCAGAAACAGAAUCGUAUGACUAUGACUUGAUUGUGAUUGGAGGAGGGUCAGGAGGACUGGCGUGUUCAAAGGAAGCUUCUAUGCUUGGGAAGAAAGUCAUGGUUUUAGAUUAUGUUGUCCCCACACCAAAAGGAACGACAUGGGGUCUUGGCGGCACAUGUGUUAAUGUUGGUUGCAUUCCCAAAAAACUGAUGCAUCAAACAGCUCUGCUGGCGACAGCUUUGCGGGAUGCUCGCAAGUUUGGCUGGGAGUUUGAUGAGGCAGUGAAACACAACUGGGACACUAUGAGAUCUGCAGUGAAUGGCUACAUUGGAUCCUUAAACUGGGGCUACAGGGUGGCACUUAGGGACAAGAAAGUCAACUAUGUCAACGCAUAUGCAGAGUUUGUUGAGCCACACAAAAUUAAGGCAACGAACAAACGAGGGAAGGAGACAUUUUAUACUUCUUCAAAGUUUGUGUUGGCAACUGGUGAGAGACCCCGCUAUCUUGGUAUCCCUGGAGACAAGGAGUACUGCAUAACCAGUGACGACCUCUUCUACCUGCCAUACUGCCCGGGGAAGACCCUGGUGAUUGGGGCCUCCUAUGUGGCACUGGAGUGCGGAGGUUUUCUGGCUGGUUUGGGCCUUGAUGUUACAGUAAUGGUGAGGUCCAUACUGCUCAGAGGAUUUGACCAAGACAUGGCCAACCGUGCUGGAGAAUAUAUGGAGGAACAUGGAGUGAAGUUCAUCCGCAAAUGCGUCCCAGUAAAGAUUGAGGAGCUGGAAGCAGGCACUCCUGGCAGGCUGAAGGUGACAGCGAAGUCCACAGAAACGGAUGAGAUCAUCGAGGGAGAGUACAACACCGUGUUGAUAGCUGUGGGUCGAGAUGCAUGCACCGACAAGAUUGGUCUGGACAAGGCUGGGGUCAAAGUCAACUCAAAAAAUGGAAAGAUCCCAGUGAACGAUGAAGAGCAGACCAAUGUCCCACACAUUUAUGCCAUUGGUGACAUAUUGGAGGGUAAAUGGGAGCUGACUCCUGUGGCCAUUCAAGCUGGUAAACUCCUGGCACGCCGCUUGUACAGGGGAUCCACACUUAAGUGCGACUACGUGAAUGUCCCCACUACUGUCUUUACCCCAUUGGAAUACGGCUGCUGCGGUCUGUCAGAGGAGAAGGCCAUUGAGCUCUAUGGACAGGAAAAUGUGGAGAUCUACCACAGUUUGUUCUGGCCUCUGGAGUUCACUGUACCUGGAAGGGAUAACAAUAAAUGCUAUGCUAAGAUCCUUUGCAAUAAACUGGACAAUGAGCGAGUAAUCGGUUUCCACUACUUGGGUCCAAAUGCUGGAGAGGUGACCCAGGGCUUUGGUGCAGCUAUGAAAUGUGGAGCCACUAAAGAGCAGCUGGAUGUCACCAUUGGUAUCCACCCAACCUGUGCUGAGAUCUUUACCACCAUGGAAGUCACCAAGAGGUCUGGUGGAGACAUCACUCAGAGUGGCUGCUGAGGUUAAACCCUGCUUGUUUAGCUUACUGCUCUUAUGUUUGACCAUUUUGCUACCUCACCCACCACUAGAGCUCAGUUUACUUGCCUCAGGUUGCUCAGUUUACAUUGCAGCUUUUCUCAGGACAAACGGAGCACCAUGGCCAGUUCUGACACAAUGUCGUGUUGGCUCAGAGCUCAGAGGUAGGCAUAAGAGUAGCAGCUGAACAGCGGGGUUACUUCGCUUAAGUCUUCGGGCUUCACAAGAUUGUUCUUUUCAGAGGAGCACCAUACAUGUGUGCAUGUGUGUGGGAGCUGUUUUUGACAUUCUAGCUCGUAACCCAUAAUACUGAGGUGAGCUAGGAUUGAUGUACCACUGAAGAAGCACAUCUGUGACCUUAACCCUACGUCCAAUCCCCAACUUAAACACUUUUCUUUAUUAGACUUGUUUGAUAGAAAUGACAUUAAGUAGGCCUUAUAGCCAUAGGUACAUGUGGAGAAACAAAAGAUGGUUUAAAUCUGCUAUGUAAAAUGUUUGCAAUGUAGAAAGCAAUUAUUAUUCUGCCAUAAAUAUUUAUCUGUGGAGGUUCUGCCUUAAAGCAGCAGAUUUGACCAAAGUCUUGUCAAACCGGGUAGGUGAGUUAUUUCAGAAAGUCUUUGUUGUCUCAUUCUCUUGAUGUAAAGAUGAAGAAUCUGUGUCGAAUGUUAAAAUAUAUAUAUAUAUAUAUUUUCAAACGUUUUUACUCAGAUAAUUUAAUGCUGCUUGAUGUUCUUACUCAAUGCUUCAGCAGUAUUUAUGCUGCAUCUAUGCCUGCAGAGAACAGUAUUCUGACUGCUGUCUUUGAGUGACACUGGUCAGUGGUAAAUUAUACUUGUCCAUGUCAAACCACUGUAGUUAAUUCCUUCUAAGAACUAAUAAAUUUGCAUUUACCCAAA